UCCUCCUCUCCUCACCACUCUCUGCAUCUCCCCAAACUCCAGUCAUCAACCCUAGGAGCAGCUGGAGAGGCGAUGAUGGGGCUGCUGCGGUACAUGAAGGACCUUUAUAUUGGCCCCCCGCGUGGCAAGGGAGUGAUCCAAGAUCUGGAGCACGCCAUGCGGACCAAGGGCGGUCUGACCCUAGAGGAGGAUGAGAAGCUCCGGAUUAUCAAUUCCAUUCCAAGUGCGGCCUUUGUUUUGUUCUCAGGAUUCGGCAGCUUUGUGGGGUGGUUUGCAGGAACCAAAUUACUUAAGCUUCCACCUAGUUCUAGAUUCGCAAGGUUUUGUUCAGCUACAGGCUGCGGUUAUAUCAUGGGAAAGGCCAUGUAUAGUGGAAUCUUCUGUAGGUGUCCUGUAGCGCUUUUAGAGGCUGAAGAAGGACGCAUGAAGAUGGAGCUUGCUAACAUAAUACUUACUAAGCAUAGUGAUGAUGAAUACCUGGUCGAAGCUGUGAAAAGGCACUUUUUUGCUGAGCAUCUGUUCGAUGACCUGCAUCAAGACCAACCAUUUUUCAGGUGGCACCCACGUCGUUCAUAUACCAACAGUGCCUUUGUAGAAAGAAUGAAGGAAAUUGAAGCUACCAACUCUGAUGAUGAGGCCAGAACAGUUUCUGGAGGGACAACUGCGGACAAUGGACCAUCUGGAGACCUGAUGGAGGACCCAUUUGCUUGUAUACUCGGUUCUCCAGGUCACGUGGAAAGCAACAAUCCACCUGGAAACAUCAGCACUGUCCUGAAGCGAAGUGAGCUGCGAGCCCGCAGGAGUCGUCACCGUCAUCAUCAUCGCCGGCAUGCUGAUGACAAGUUUGCUGCAUUGUGAAAGGUUGGAUCAGAAGCGCAGUGGAAUACCGUAGACGUUAGCAUUUUGUUUAAAUCUCCUGUGGUGAGAAAUUAAGAUUCCUGGAACAAGCUGUUCAUGUGUUGUAGCAGAUUAAUUGAGAAGUGUUGUGCCUGGUCAAAAUUUUAGGCUGUGACAAUGUUGUGUGAGCAUACCUGUCAGGAGAGACUGGGAUCUUAUUGUGAUGCUGCAGGUGCUGCGUUGUAGAUACCCAUGUAUCCCAUGAUCUAAAUGAAACGAUGGCACAAGUAUGAAAUCAGGAACGUGGUUAACAGGCA
Messenger RNA from Panicum hallii, 1154 nucleotides. RefSeq lists its product as uncharacterized. The transcript is spliced from 7 exons. Bases 73 to 858 code for a protein of 261 amino acids. NCBI's taxonomy places the organism in Eukaryota, Viridiplantae, Streptophyta, Magnoliopsida, Poales, Poaceae. The record is from RefSeq and is a predicted model, not a curated record.